This is a messenger RNA of Zychaea mexicana, 1433 nucleotides long. RefSeq names its product vacuolar membrane protein-domain-containing protein. The transcript is spliced from 3 exons. Lineage: Eukaryota; Fungi; Mucoromycota; Mucoromycetes; Mucorales; Lichtheimiaceae. Gene Ontology annotation, cellular component: membrane. The record is from RefSeq and is a predicted model, not a curated record. The coding region runs from base 212 to 1033 and encodes 273 amino acids.
ACAACAGCAAAAAAUAGCUGUCAUAUUAUUGGGGGCCUAUCUUUACUCAAAAAGAAGGGUCUCCUUACUUUUUUUGCGUUUCUCUUUCUUUCUUGCCACAAUUCUUCUUUCUUUCCCCUUAUCGCUCACUCACUCGCUCACACCUUUUUCAAGUAUUAAGCGAGUUUAUUUAUUCUUUCCUCAAGACAACUUAUUGGACGACGAUACUCUCAUGUCACGGCAAUCGCAAACGUGCAGUCAGGGACAAACAUGCGAAUUAUUAGAUGGCUUUGCGCUUCUGGUUCAGUUGACGCUCGUAUUGACGGCACUGGCUGCGCUUGGCAUUAAACGGUGGCAAGAACGACCCCGACGACCGGUACAGAUUUGGGCACUCGAUGUGAGCAAACAAUUCAUCGGAGCAGGCACGAUCCACUUUCUGAAUCUAGGAAUCAGCUAUCUUGCAGGCCGACCGACCAACGGACGACCUGCGACGAACCUCUGUGUGUGGUACUUUUUGAGUCUGAUGGUCGACACAACCAUCGGCAUUGCCAUCCUAUGGUUCUGGCUGCGUAUCCUCGAAUGGACGCUGGCCACCUUUUGGAACAUCCGCAACCUGCAGCACUAUGGCGACCCGGCCCACACCUCGUCGACGAUGCUGUUUCGCCAGUGGGCAAAGCAAACGGCUGUGUUUGUGCUGGCCGAGUUUUUGAUGAAGAUCUGUAUCUAUGGCAUGUUUCAAGCCUUUCCUGCCAUUUUUGAGAUUGGCGAUUGGGUGCUUCAGCUGAUUGGUACUGAGGAUGGCCACUAUCAAGUUGUGUUUGUCAUGUUUGUAUUCCCGUUGUUUAUGAACGCAUUUCAGUUCUGUGUCAUCGAUACCAUCAUCAAGGGCAAACACCAUCACGACGACGCAUCAUCACUACUGUCGUCAAAAACAACAAAGCAUCAUGCACCAUCGAAAAAGAACGAAUCGACCACUUUUCUUCAUUCGAUUAUCGUCAUUGACCAACAGAAGCAGCAUCCACAUGAGCGCUCACCGUUGCUUCCGUCCGCCUGAUUAUAUAUUUUGACAACAGUGCGACAUGAACGAUGAUGACGAUGCUAUAUAUAUACGAGGGACACACCAACAACAGCAACAUCUACCCAAUUUUAUACAUAGUGAUGUGAUACAUAUAUCCAUAUAUACAUAGUACGUAGCAUAUAUACCCCAACACCGGCAAAGAAUCAUUGGCAUCCGCGCAGUAACAACAACGGCAGCAGCAGCAGCAGCAGCAGUGCCCUCAGAAGGGUCAUUGACCAUGAUCACUCAUCAUGGCCCCAUUACUGCAGCAGGCCGUUUUUCUCUUUCUCAGCUAUCUUUUUGUGUUGUAUUUACCUUUCCUUGUACAUAUCUUCUCCUUACUUUUUUUUUAUCUAUCGUAUAUCGCACAUACAUAAAACCACUCUUGAACAACAAC